AACAGAUAGCAUUACACAACACCGGAAGAGAAAUCUUGAGGCGAGCAGUCUUAAGAUUGAACAUUGGUGAUUAUGACGAUGCGGGUGGCCGUGAUAGGAGCGGGAGCUGCAGGCCUGUGUGCCCUUAGGCACCUCAGCACCAGACAGCCGAAGUUCCAGGCUGUGUGCUUCGAGCAGAAUAGUCGUCUUGGUGGCACUUGGAUUUACACUGACAAGACAGGCGUGGAUGAUCACGGUCUCCCCAUCCACUCCAGCAUGUACAGAAAUCUGAAGACGAAUCUUCCGAAGGAAGUGAUGGCCUUUCCUGAUUUCCCAUUCCGGAAAGAUCUACCAUCUUUUGUACGACACGAAGACAUGUUAGAAUAUCUAGAGAGUUACGCAACUUCCUUUGAUUUAUUGAAAUAUAUCAAGUUCUCUACGACAGUAAAUAGUGUUAAUCCCCUAAAGUCCCCUGACAAAGUAACGUGGCAGGUGACCUACAAGGACUUGGUAAACUCCGAUGUAAGUCCUGUCACAGAAACGUUUGAUGCUGUCAUGGUUUGUAAUGGUCAUUACUCCGUUCCACUUAUACCAAACAUUCCUGGACUGGAUAAUUUCCGAGGUAAAGUAAUGCAUAGCCAUGAUUAUCGUUAUCCGUCAGAGUUUGAGGGACAGCGUGUGGCGUGUCUUGGUGCUGCAGCCUCUGGUCAGGACAUCAGCGUGGAUGUGUCAACUGCUGCCAAACAGGUUUACAUGUGUCAUAGGAAACCAAGUCUACAGACGUAUCUUCCGGAUAAUCUAGAACAGAAACCCGGGAUAAAAAAAGUCAAAGAGCACUCUGUUGUGUUUGAAAACGACGAAGAAGUGGAGGUGGACGCUCUAAUGUUCUGUACAGGCUAUAGAUUUUGUUUUCCUUUCCUCUCUCCGGAAUGCCACGUGUCAACAGAAAAUGAACGUAUUACGCCACUAUACAAGCAUAUCAUUCAUACUAAAUAUACUUCUUUGUCACUGAUUGGAAUUCUAAAGACCAUUUGUCCGUUUCCAAACUUUCACAAUCAGGUACUGUUUGUGAUAUCAGCUCUAGACGGCACAAUGAAUCUACCAGAUUGUGAAGAGAUGGAAGCGGACACAGCUAAAGACUUCCAUAGUAGGUUGGAAAGGGGCAUGCCAGAACGGUAUGCUCACCACAUGGGCACACUGCAGUGGCGUUAUAAUGAUGAAAUAGCAGACCUUGCGGGAUUCGAGCGUAUUCCACCUGUUGUUGAGGAGCUGUAUGAUACAGUACAUAUAACACGGGUUAAGGACAUUGUACACUACAAGUCUGUAAACUAUAAACUUACUGGACCAAAUACUUAUGAAACAAUUAAUGAGGAGAAAGUAAAAACGUGAUUAUCAUGUAAUUAUCUUCCUAGUCCGAUUUUAAGAUUUACUGAGUAGACGACCAUUUCUCUGGUUUGUCUUCUUCAUUUGGACAUGUUUUGCCAUUAUUAGUUAUCUUAAUGUGCGUGAUUGAUGAUUUUAAAAUGUCAAAUGUGCGCAUAUACUCAAGAAAUAAGAAAUAAAAUAAGAUAAAAUAAUAAUAAAAAUACAAACAUGUCAACACAAUCAUAACCCAAACUCAAAUUCAAUAAAACUAGUGAAGAAUAUGAACAAAAGAAAAACUCACACGAAGACUCCUGAAAAAGUACAAGGAGAAUAAAACAAGACAUUCCGGAAGAAUAAGCGUCUUCUACUUCAUCGAAGACACUCACCAUGUACAUCUUGUUCAAUCCAAGAAGGAAAUGUCACAUUCGAAAUGAGAAUAAUGUAUACGACAACGGAACCAAAAGGCAAACUAAUGAGCUUCAAACACAGUGUGGUGUACAGGGUCGAAAAAUAAAGUGUUCUUAUAGCCGAACAUUCCAGGAACUGAAUGACAAGUUAACUUUAAAAGGACAAUUUCAAGCACAUCAUUAUUCAUGCUUACAGAUGUUUCUGAAAAGUCCAUAUUUGACAAUUUUGAAAAUUAUCCUAGAUAAUAUCAAAUGAAGAUCAUACUAUUAUGGAAGCCGAUAUCCUUCUGGGAUCUCUGUUUAUUAAAAACGAUUUCAAAUUAUUUUGCAAACCAGUUAUUUUCAUUGGAUAUUAAGUUGUCCAGUUGUCUCGAAUCCUCAUUUUUACC
Molecule: messenger RNA, 2140 nt
Organism: Ylistrum balloti
Lineage: Eukaryota; Metazoa; Mollusca; Bivalvia; Pectinida; Pectinidae
Exons: 6
Coding region: 73-1368 (431 amino acids)
Molecular function (GO): N,N-dimethylaniline monooxygenase activity; NADP binding; flavin adenine dinucleotide binding
Source: RefSeq, a predicted model, not a curated record